Messenger RNA from Caenorhabditis angaria, 1170 nucleotides. Lineage: Eukaryota; Metazoa; Nematoda; Chromadorea; Rhabditida; Rhabditidae. The record is from the annotation of a GenBank genome assembly.
AUGGAAUAUUCAGUUUCUCCAAAUUGUGAUGUUAUGCAAACUUAUGUGGAUUCAAUAGAACUUCGUAUUUCAUUGAUUGUCAAUUUGAUAAUUGCAAUUGUUGCAUUUCCAAUUUUAGUAAAAUCAAUUAUUUAUAUUUGGAAAACUGAUACAUUUCAUAGAAAUACAAAAAUGCAAAUAUUUGUUCAUCUGAUUGCUCUUCUGAUUCAUGUUAUUGGAAGGUAUUUUUUUACUCGAUUUUAUGAACAUAAUCAAAUAAAAAUAACGUGCUUUUAAAAAUAAAAAAUGGGAAAUGAAAUCGUAAAUUUCAUGUGAAAAAUAAUAUGUUUAUUUCAGACUUGGUUUACAUUCUCUUGAUCUUUUCAAUUAUUUUUCUCUGGGUGGUAAUUCAUCUGCUUGUGAAAUAAUUCCAAAAUUUUAUCGAUGUUUGAUUCUGCGUGCAUUCUAUAAUAUUGGUCUUGCACUUUCAUCAAUGUGUUCAAUUUGUUUGGUUUUAGAAAGAUAUGCAUCUACCGUAUUCUCUUCAAAUUAUGAACAUUGUGGUCCAAAUUAUGGAAUUUCUUUAGUUUUUGUUCAAAUACUUUUAGCUACUAGUUUUAUUGGAAGUCUUUAUUUUUAUGCAAGUUUUCAACCCGGUGAUAAUGUUUUAUAUUAUUGUCAAACAAUUGCCAGUUCUCGAGGCAAUAUAUUUUUUGUUGUCAUACCUUUGUACUCUGUUUUAGCGACACAGAUUAUUGCUCGGUUUAUGUUCAACGUUUUAAUAAAAAUAAACAAGGUUAGAUUGAAAUUCGGUUUCACUUUCAAAAUUGAAUGUUUUCACAGAAACUUCGAACUCGUCAAAUAAUUUCAUUGAGCACUCGAUAUAAUUUGGAUCAAAGUAUUCGAUCAAUAAAUGUUUUGACACAUGCUAUAAAUUAUAGCACAUUUGUGUUUAUUGUUUUAUCUAUUGUUACAACAACACUUCAUUUGUUUUCUUCCCAUUUUUCAAAACCAGUUUACAUUGCUCUAGUUGAAGCAGUUCAUAUCCUUCCAUUAUAUUCCAUCGUUGUUCCAAUUUUGAUCUACAAGAAUUUGAGUGAUAUUAAUAAAAUGGAUAAGAAGAAUCUCAAUAAAGCAAUUCAUACUGGAUCCGAUGCAUAUUUUACACUUUUCGCAAAACAAAUCAGUUAA